CUUGUUGUCUCGUCCGGUCAUCCUUACAUUAGAUAUUGACAUAUCCCCUAUAGUACAGGCUCCCGCAAUAUCCAGUAGGCAAGGACUUAACGAGUAGAAUUUGUCUGUCGACCGAGAAUGCUCUCAACAUCCCAUCUAUGAUUAGCAACAACAGCUUGCCAGCAAAACACAACCCACGUUGAAUUGGCGUCAUUUCACAUUUCAUUCUUAUCGCAACCAUAUAAUAGCGUCAAUGCACUAUCACUGGCGGCAGUCAUUAGCGCAUUCAGUAGGUUUGCAGCUUUGACAUUGUCCAACUUCACCACCUCAACCGCCCCCUACCGCUAUAUACCCUAUAAUACACAUGUCCGGUAUCGCCAGCUGCAGCCGCAGCAUACUCGACUCGCCUUCCGGCACCGCAUUCUUGGAUUUCUUGCGGACGUGGAAUGACGGUCACAUCGCGCAAUGGCUCACAGAUAUCAAGUGUGGCACACUUGUCGAGACAUUUAGAUAUCAUGAUAUUCGUGGUGACAUUUUGUUGGAGCUAGACCAGGACAUGCUUAAAGAGAUGGGCAUUGACAGCAUUGGAGACAGGCUGCGGAUUGUUAAUGGCGUGAGGAUUCUGAGGAACAGAUGUUCACAACCGGAUGCGAGUCAUUCGGUGUCUGCCAUCGUGCACACUGGAAUACGUCCCGUCAAAUCGACACGGAAGACCCUCAUAACGAACGGCACGUAUUACUCGCAUUCACGCUUCCCCUCAAUGGACGUGCCAACGAGUCCCUGGGACUCCUCAACAAAUCCCUGGGACUCCUCAACAAGUCCCAAGGACUCUCCAACAACGCCUCGCGCUUACAAGCGCAAUAGGCCUUCUCCAAUAUGGGUGCCGUCACCGGGCGCAAGACUCCUCGAUCUCCUUCAUAUCAUCCAAGAACCCCAAUCCGCCGACACCAUACGCAAUGCAACCGCCAUCUUUCCAUUCCCCCAAUCCGAUUCAUCCUCGCAGUGUACCACACCAAACAGUGACACAACCCCACGGCCAUCAUUUCCACCUCUUCCCCCCGAUUCUCCAACUCCACGCGCGAAACCACGCACUCUUCAACAACUUAUCAUCCCACUUAUACGCACACCCAGCCAAGAAGACGUAGUCGACCACGCCAACUCACCCCUCACACCAGUACCCAUAUCCGCAGUCUCCAGCAUGCUAACCAUUCCAUCCACCAACCCCGAGUCCAAUCGUUCUUCAUUCCCUUCUUUCGGCCUCCCUGCAAAUCUGCGAUCACCAUCCCCUUCCUUUGGCCUCCCUGCAAAUCCGCGAUCGCCACCACCCAACAUGAAACCUCCGAUGCGGUCACCAAGCCCAUUUGCAUCCAUAUCAGCGCCAUGCGCUGCCAACCCUGAUCACACCAGAAAUAUAUCGUCCAUUAGCGUCCCUUCUCCCUUUGUGCCUAUGCCCACAGAAGUAAACCUUGCUCCAAGGCCUUCGUCGACUGGAACGAGUCCGUGUCCGCAUGCGCUCACGCGAGAGCCUACGCCGCAUGGUCAGAAUAGUGCUGCACUUUUACCUGUCAUUGAGUCGCCUAACUUGCGACGCUCGGGGUCGUCUAACUUGCGACGCUCGGGAUCGUCAUCAAGAUCGCGGACGCACCCCGCAGCGUCGUUGAAGUCCUCCCCUUCUACUCGCAUCACCACGCCAUCCCUGCAUAACCUCCGUUGUAAACUGGUCAAAUUCAUUCUACCAGAAGAAGGGCAGUCUUAUGUCAUCGAUGUCGCAGACUGCGCAGACAGUAUUGAAGUAGUAGAGAAGGUCCUCCAGAAGGCUGAAAAGGCUGGCUUGCGGAGGAACGAUGUAUACAAUAUCACGAGGUCCGACGAGACGGCUAACGGCGGAUUUAGUGUGGAUGGAUGGUCUGUAUAUAUCGAAUCGGACGAGUCCAGCGACUCAGGGAACCCACUCUCUGAAGCAGAGCUAGAAGCAAUUUGCCAAUUUUCGUCGUACUACUCAGUCAAAUCACGCGGACUAACGCUGCGCAAAACAAAACGAUCCAAAGACCUCUACCGGAUAUUCGGCCAAACACCACCCCAGAGCAUCAUCAGCUCCACUUCCUCACUGAAUCUGUCCCAAGCCGAUGACGAAGCCGAUGUUGACAAGUCCCUCGCCGUAUAUGGCAGGGAUAUGAGUGAUUUGCAAAGCAAAAAGUCACGCGCCAUCAAAGGGGCAACCACAGUCAGCAUCCUCAGCGUACACGAAUCAGAGAAGCCCCAACGAAAUUCAUCUGUACAUCCCGUCAAUAAGCCCCCGAAGCUGCGCAAUUUACUCGGCCGUCAGCUGACAACGCACUUGACGGAGCACUUCCCGUUCAUGCGGAGGAAGGCACUGAAGAAUACGCGGCUGUUGUGUCCUUCGAGCACGAGUGGGGAAAAGAGCGGACCACCACCUCCCUCGCGGUUCAGUGCGAGUAGUACUCAUAGCUUAAAGCCGGUGCAGCGCUCGGGAAUCACGGGUAGCCUGACCGGGCUGUGGGGGUCUAUGAAACGCAGUUAACUUUGAUAAGUUGUAUACCAUCGAGUCAUGAGACCAUGUACUAAUGAUUAAUGUCUGCUAUUAUGUAUCACGUACGUUAUGUCCCUCAAUGCAUUAUGAAUAUUAUGCGUCACAAUUUCGGUGCGCUCCAAAGUCCC
Suillus clintonianus is the source of this 2658-nucleotide messenger RNA. RefSeq lists its product as uncharacterized. Gene Ontology annotation, molecular function: protein binding. The record is from RefSeq and is a predicted model, not a curated record. NCBI's taxonomy places the organism in Eukaryota, Fungi, Basidiomycota, Agaricomycetes, Boletales, Suillaceae. The transcript has 3 exons. Bases 344 to 2521 code for a protein of 725 amino acids.